This is a messenger RNA of Tribolium madens (black flour beetle), 832 nucleotides long. Its product is annotated as cuticlin-1. The record is from RefSeq and is a predicted model, not a curated record. Lineage: Eukaryota; Metazoa; Arthropoda; Insecta; Coleoptera; Tenebrionidae. The transcript is spliced from 5 exons. Bases 124 to 744 code for a protein of 206 amino acids.
UUCGCGAGUUCAUUUACCUCAUCAAAGAUUACUCAUGAUGAAACUUUGCGGUCGUGUGUUUGGAAUGCAUUAUUUUUCUUGCACUCAUCUGACAAAAAUGCGUCGAAUUUCGUAAGGAAAAAAAUGUGUCGAUCCAACCUAUUUUCAAAACUUUUCAUUAUUGUCUUUAUCGCGCAUUCAUACAGUUCUGAAGAAAACAAUGGAAUAUUUCAAUCAGAUAUUGGCGACCAAAUGACAAUCGGCUUAAGUGACACCGGAUACAAAAGUGUUAAAUUAAAAUGUGGCUCAAAUUCAAUGUUAGUCGCGUUGGAAACGGAUGAAGAUUUCGAUGGAGUGAUUUACACAAGAGGCAAUUUUCAUGAUAAAACUUCGGCUUGUUUUCUUGAUCCGGGACCAAAAAGGGGCCAAAGAUCCUUUUCGAUCAAAUUUCCCUUAGAUCAAUGCAACACCCAAAAAAAAGGUGAAACCUAUUCAAAUACUUUGGUUUUACAACACGAUAAGGAAUUAAUAAUGCCAGGCGACGCGGCUUUCCACUUGGAAUGCGACUAUAGUAAACCUAGAGAUGUCACUGUAAAUGCAAAUUUGCAUAAUGAAAAAUCUGUGACUUCACGGAUUACACUUACCGAUGCAGACCCAUCGUUUAAGAAAAACAAAAGAGAUAAAAGAUCGAGUGUUGAAAAUAAAACCGAUUCAGUUGUUUUAACCCAAGAAUUUUUAAAAGGGCGUAUGUCAGCAAAUAUUUAAAUUGGAAAUAAUCUGUUAUUUACUUCAAAAUAAACUGAAAAAAGGUCUCGGAAACUACAACAUGAGAUUAUAUUUUUUAUUAACACAA